Messenger RNA from Meloidogyne enterolobii, 1113 nucleotides. The record is from the annotation of a GenBank genome assembly. NCBI's taxonomy places the organism in Eukaryota, Metazoa, Nematoda, Chromadorea, Rhabditida, Meloidogynidae.
UUUUUUUGGCAUAAUGUUUAUAGCAAAAAAUAAUUAUUUAAUUUUCUUUAUUAUUUUAUUUAAAUAUUCUGUGGCUGUCAGAAAUAAAGAAAUUGAUGAAAAUUAUCAGCGUUUAAUUCCCUUAAAUCAAAUACCAAAUAAUUGUGAACAUUCUAAAGAUAAUGAAUUAAAUUCUGAACCGGCAAAAGAAUAUGGGUUUGUUGAAAAUAUUGGACUAGAAAAAUGUAAAGUUUGGUUAGAUGAAGAACAAAGUACUUCUAGUGAUGAAAAUGGGCAUUAUGAACGUUAUAAAUGUAAACACUUGAGAGUUCACGGACAUUUUAAUGAAGAAACUGGCAAAUGUGAAUGUAAAACAAAUUGGAAGGGGUUAAUAUGUAAUGAAUUUAUCGGUUGUCCAGUUAAUUAUUCGUAUUUCUUAAAUGUUUGUACACCAAAUAUUUGUCAACAUGAUGGACAAUUAGCAUUAGGUUCUAAACAUAUUGAAUGUAUUUGUAAAGCACCUUGGGAUGGAAGGUUUUGUGAAAGACUUGCUUGUUGGAGAAUGGCUGAUAAAGAACAUGAAAGACGAUGGAGAAAUUCAAUAGAUCAUUGUAAAUGUGCAGAUAAUUAUUCUGGUGAAAAUUGUGAAACAAUAAUAUCCUGUCAAAAUGGGGAAUUUAUUAAUGAAAAGUGUCAAUGUGCAGAAGGAUGGACUGGAGAAAUUUGUGACCGUAAAUGUACUCCUGGUCAAACGUAAAUUUUAAGAAAUAAUAUUUAAUAGAAACUAUCGGUUGCUUCUAAUUAUUUUUACUGAAAGGAUAAAAAAUUGGAAUAUUUUUCCGCUUUUAUCUAAACUAGAGUUAGCCAAUUUAGCCUAACUUUAAAAUUAUUCUUUAACUGGCACGCAAAGAAAAUUAUAUGAAUUAUACUACGUCGAAAGUGUAUAAAUUUGCAUCCGGAAGUAAAAAUUUAAAAAAAAAAGCAAUCGUUAAGGGGGACUAUAAAAUCGGACAGGAGCUUUUCAAGAAAACUGAAACCAAAAAACCGGAAGCAAACCUUUCAGCAAAGCUUCAGUGUAGUAUCGACCUUGUUAGGAAAAAUAGUGCAUUAAUUUCGAUUUAUGGUAGAAAUUCA